AAAGAUUGUCAACAAAGGCAAUAUCCGAGUGGCAUUUCGGUCGGCGCAUCACGAGGCUUACACCCUCGAUCAGUCCGAUCAGUCUGCUUUGGUACGGCGAAAGGCUCAAAUAGUCAACAAUGUCAUGGCAGCUCUGAUGGAAUAUAUCAACACCGUUUUACCACCACUUCAAGAGUGCGAUAAUAACAACCGCUCGAGGGGCACUUCUCAAAGGAAAGGCAACACAACGGCCAGCGGGGCGGGUUGCUAUGAUGGUGGCGGCGACGACAAGGAAGGAAAUGGCAGUAGGAGAUCCAACAAGCGCCAGCAGCGAGAUGAAUCUCCCGACGGCGAAGAUGCUGGAAGUGGUGAAAAAGGCGGCGGGAAAGGCCCCAAGCGUGCGCGACGGGAUAGUGGUGACGGAGAACCAAUGUUCGCGGAGCAUAUCUACCGCACUCACAAGAUCCCAAAGCACAUCUGCCUACGAUGCAGGGAGGAUCUGAGAAGCGAGCAGGAGCUUGGUGCUCAUCUCCGUGCGGAUAAGCGGUGCGAGAAGGUGGACCACAGGCCGUGGUAUGGCAUCACUGAGGCCCAGGAAGCCUUGAUUCGUGCCCGCCCCGCCCGCCCGGGUAAGGAAAAGGGAAGUGAGGAGGAGAGAUGGAACGAACUCUAUAAGAUUAUUUUCCCAGACGCCCCUGACAUGCCCACCCCUUAUUACGAUGAAGCCCGGUCUCUUGCUGGCCUGCAACAAUAUCUCCGCCAGGAGCUCCCACCUUUGCUUCGUCAAGAGCUUGAAGAGGAAGUUGAGAAGAAGCUGAGCGUAGUUGAGGCUGAUAUGAAGCACAACGCGAUAAAUGCGAUUCGACGACUGGCCUGUAGCCUAAUCCAAUCGUAUACUGACAAGAGACAAAACAAGAAGGCCUCCAGCCCUAGGCCAAGGUUGGGGUCGAGGUCUAGGUCAGAGUCAAGAUCAAGGUCGCAAACCGAGGUUCCAGAGCUUGCUUAUCCCGACACGACUGAGUGGGUUGGCAUUGCUUCUGACGGGCCAUCCUACGAGGAGCCUGGCCUCUUAUUCCAAGACGUGGGCCUGUCCGAGCUUGACUACGGUCUGGAUAGCCUGCUAGAGCAUGCGCCCUUUUACGGAGACCACAGCGGUGCAACUAUUGACGGCCACUGGUAA
This is a messenger RNA of Parascedosporium putredinis, 1159 nucleotides long. NCBI's taxonomy places the organism in Eukaryota, Fungi, Ascomycota, Sordariomycetes, Microascales, Microascaceae. The record is from the annotation of a GenBank genome assembly.